UCUGUUUUUCUGAUCUGUUCAUGUCGAGCAUCUGUGAACUACAGAAUUAAAAACACAAACCUCUUGCUAUGAGCUUGCGCCGCUGUUACGGAAAGUAAAGCAACUCCUUCUGACCAAUCACACGACAGAACUGAAAAAGCUCUGUGGCACAAUGCAUGCCAUGUGAAUUAGACUCAUUAAGUCUGCAUGAUUAAUGUCGUUAUAAAGCUCUGUGGGAUGUGAGAGAUGUGAGCAGUGCUUCAGUGAUCUACCAACCUGCAUCAUCCACGUAGCCCCACCUCUUUCUUAUAUACAUAUAUACACAGCAAAACACAGAUAUAUAUAUUCACCAAAAUACCGACUGAACCAACAUCUUUAUCAGUUUUUUUGCGUGAAGGACAGGAGAAACAUCACAAUGCGGUUUGGACAGAAUGUUUUUCUGUUUUUUCUUAUUAUCACCGGUUUACUUCUUGGGUUAGUUUACUUCAGCUACACAUCCACUUGGUUGAGUGAUGUGUUGGAGUGCAGAGUGACUGCAGAAGAAAUAAGGCCGGUUAAUACAGACUUAAUCUUUCCUGCAGGGAUUGCAUGCAAGCAGCCCAGUCUGAGUAGCAGUCGACCAGAUGUUUCCACGACGACCAAGUGGUUAGCUCCGAUUGUGUGGGAGGAUACGUUUGAUUUGACUGUGAUAGAUAACAUCUACAAACCGCAGAACAUCACCGUGGCAACCACCUUCUUCGCUCUGGGGAAGUAUGUACGUUUCCUGAAGGAGGUCCUAGAAUCCGCGGAGCAGCACUUCAUGGUGGGCUACCGAGUGCAUUAUUACGUGUUUACAGAUCUCCCAGAUGAGGUUCCCACGGUAACGCUGGGGGAGGGGCGUCAGCUGACCGUGAAAAAAACCGCAAGCUCGAACCGCUGGCAGGAAAUCUCUCUACGCAGGAUGGAGAUGAUCGAGAAACUCAUCGAAGACGAAGUCAUCAACAAGGCAGACUAUAUUUUCAGCCUCGAUGUCGACUCCAAAUUCUAUGCUCAUUGGGGGGCGGAGUCUCUGGGUGACCUUGUCGGCACUCUACAUGCCUGGCUUUAUGGAACAUCUCGGGAACAGUUCACAUAUGAGCGGCGUCCCGAAUCUCAAGCCUUCAUACCCUUAGAUGAAGGAGACUACUACUACGGAGGGGCCGUGAUCGGAGGACGCCCCGACAAAGUGCUCAAGCUGGUGAAGACGUGCCGCAUGAAUCUGGAUGUGGACCGAGCCAAUAAGAUCGAAGCAGUUUGGCAGGAAGAGUCUCACCUGAACAAGUACUUCCUGUACAACAAACCCACCAAGUUACUCUCACCUGAAUACCUGUGGGAUGAUAGAAAAGGGAAACCCAGCUUCAUGAAAGUGGUGCGUUUCUCACAGGUGGAGAAGAACUACGCUGAGAUUCGACCCAACCCUUAACUGGGUACAACGUUCCUCAGCAGGACUUUACAGGUUUUUCUCACACUCAGGUACUAAAGCUUUCACUCAGGAACUAAAAUCUCUAAUUCUCUUAACAUUACCUCACAGGUUUCAACCGCAGACCACACCGGAUGGACUUGUUAACAUUCCUGCCACUGAACAUCACAGAACUAAAGGUUCCCAAAACUAUCAGAAUCAGGAGAUGCUUGUGUACCCAAAAUGAUCAGAUGUUAUGAUGGAACAUAAUCGAACAAAUCAACACAAUAAAGAAAAUGA
Messenger RNA from Hemibagrus wyckioides, 1696 nucleotides. RefSeq names its product histo-blood group ABO system transferase-like. Gene Ontology annotation, molecular function: hexosyltransferase activity. Gene Ontology annotation, biological process: carbohydrate metabolic process. The transcript is spliced from 7 exons. The record is from RefSeq and is a predicted model, not a curated record. Gene Ontology annotation, cellular component: membrane; Golgi apparatus; vesicle. Bases 395 to 1420 code for a protein of 341 amino acids. NCBI's taxonomy places the organism in Eukaryota, Metazoa, Chordata, Actinopteri, Siluriformes, Bagridae.